CUCUCUGGAGCAGCGCCGGCCCAUUGUCGGGGGACAGUUCCUGACAGGACACCGUCGCGCGCGCCCGCCGACCCGCAGCUCACGCACACGCAUACACACGCAAGCUGGAAGACGCCGGCGUGUAGAUUUUCUAUUACGCAACCUACCCACAGUGCAGUGCGUGCGCGAUGCGACAUGUCUACAACGAGUUCGUCGCCUACCGCAGAUAGUACAGCUGUCGCCGAUGACAUUGCCGCGGAGCGAGAGUGAUUGUUGUUGAUAGCGUAUACCUCGUAGGGAAAGCUUUGCGAUUCAGUGCGCGGGAGAGUCGAGGAGAGUCGAGUCAGUGCACACCGAGAGAGAGAGAGAGAGAGAGAGAGAGAGAGAGAGAGAGAGACCGGAGCCGCAAGUAUUAUUGCCUUCAGAAGCGGCAGCUCGGUGCGGGUCGAGGCCAUCAGCAGCGAGCAGCAGGAUGAUAUGAGCACGAUCGGCAGGCUAAGGAUGUCCUCGAAGAGGAAGUCGCCACCAACAAAGUUAUCGGAGGGCGGGGGUGGUCAGCAAGGGACGGUGGCGGGCGCCGAGGAGGAGGAGGACACGAGCUCGUCCCUGGCUUGCCCCGGCGGCGAGCUGCAGACGGGCAACUGCAUCAGCUCCGACGAGUCUAUCGUCCUCAUUCACAACAACAACAACAACAACAACAACAACAACAACAACAGCAGCAGCAACAACAACAGUAGCAGCAACAACGCCACAGCCGAGGCGGAGGAUAACCCGCAGCAGGCGCCGAGCUACCCCCUAGCGCCCGGCGAGUCGUCCGGCUGCUCGUCCCCCGCGACGACGAGCGAGCCCGAGAUCUGCUCGUCGCCGUCGCCGAGCUCGCCGCCCGCGGCCAAGCGCCAGAGGCUCCAGCUGCUGCUGGGGGCCGUGGCCGCCGUUGCCGCGGCGACCGGACCCGACGGCUACCACCCCCACCACCCGCACCACCACCCGCAUCACCACCACCACCACCGGACGAACUCGUCCUCCGGCGGCCAGCAGCAGCAGCAGGCCCAGGAGCAGGCCGCGAGCUCCUCGGAGUGCGGCUCGCCGCCCGCGCUCCUGCUGCCCGCGGAGCACCCCUACCACCCGCACCACCAGCACCACCUCCACCACCACAACAACAACAACACCGUCAUCCAGAACAACAACAACGGCACGGGUCCGACGAGCACGCCCGGCGGCAAGCGCUCCAUGGACGACGUCCUCAAGAGACUCACCUGUAAGAUGAACAGCGGCUCUCUCUCGCUCGAGGACGCCAACAGCAGGCGGACGCCGCCGCCCUCCUCCACGCCCACCAGCCACAACACGCACAGCAGCAGUAGUAGCCUGGCGAACAGCGUGGCGCCGUCGCCCACGGAGCGAACACAGAACGCGGACACGGGUCAGCUGGAUCACAUUCGCCGGACAUUCAACCCCGAAAGCUUGACCGAGCGCGAGAUAGCCGAGACAAUCCAGCAUCUGACGCUGAUACUGGAACUGAAGAAACAGCAGGAGUCUAUGAAGUUCAACCAAUCGCACAUGGCCGUGGACUCGGCCAAGCAGAUGGAGCUGCACCGGCUGCAGAGCGAGCAUGUGAAGCGUCAGCAGGAGCACAUGCUCAACAUCCAGGAGUUCGCCAAUCUGCAGGCCCAGCUGAGCAAAGGCCAACUCGCCGGUUUGACUGCUCCGCAGUCCCUCAUGUUCCUACCGUUUAUAGACCAGCUCAGGGGAAUGCCCCUGUCCUCGCCUGCCAUGCCACCGCCCACCUCCACGGCCACCACCGGAAACAAGCAUCACAGUCAUAUCAACUCCAUUGCUAGCAUGAUAAGCAGCCACCGCGACGGCCCGAGCUGGGCGACGCAGCACCUCGGCCAGAUGUCGAACGCGCAGCUGGACAAGGACCGGCCAGCAUCGCCCAGCGUCCCGGCGGUGCCAACGACACCAUCGCCGGCGCCGCCGACGCCCCAGGACCCCGACGCGCCGCUCAACCUCAGCAAGCCCAAGUCAUCCUCGUCGUCCGCCGCGACGGCGGGCUCGUCGCCGGGCAGCGACGCCCAAGGGCCCACCGCGGCCGCUUCCAAUAACCAGCAGCAGCAGCAGCAGCAGCAGCAGCAGGAACAGCCCCUCGCUGCCACCGCGCCGAAACUCUUCCCCGCCAGCUUGCCCAUGCCCAGGAACUACCUGUCCAGUUUGCCAUACGCCGGGCUGCCGCCACACCUCAGCUCGCUGUCCACGCCUAUGGGCAAGAUGCCGAAGGAGGAGAACAGCGGAAGGGAGGCGGGAGGUGGGAGCGCGCCCUCGGGCUCGGCAACCGCGGCGGCCGUCGCCGCGGUCGAGAAGCACUUCGCCAUGCACGGGAUCUACGGAAUGCCACCCCCGAGCACCGGUGCGAUGCCACCCUCGCCGCAGCAGCAGCGCCAGAUAAAGCACUCGUCGGCGAGGGACGAGCCGCCGCCCGAAGACGACUUCCUCUCGUUGCACGUGUGGCGCGACUCGGGCUACAAGGUGACGGAGGACAUUGCGGAGAAAGCGAAAAUGGUGAGACAGCAGAAGAGAGAGGGCGAGAACAAACCACAUAUCAAGCGGCCGAUGAAUGCCUUCAUGGUCUGGGCCAAGGACGAGCGUAGGAAAAUCCUCAAGGCCUGCCCGGACAUGCACAACUCGAACAUAUCCAAAAUACUCGGUGCUCGGUGGAAGGACAUGUCGAACUCGGAGAAGCAGCCGUACUACGAGGAACAGUCGCGGCUGUCGAAGCUGCACAUGGAGAAGCACCCGGACUACAGGUACAGGCCUCGUCCGAAGCGCACCUGCAUCGUCGACGGCAAGAAGAUGCGCAUCUCCGAGUACAAGUCGCUGAUGCGCCAGCGUCGCAACGAGAUGAGGCAGCUCUGGUGCAGGGACGGUGGCCCCGAAAUGGGCUUCCUCUCGCCGGUCCAGUCGGAUCUCAGCGGGGGGCAGCAGCCGCAGCAGCACCCGAGCGGCGCAGGUCCAUCGGCUCGACCGUCCGUCUCGCCACCAGCCACUCUGCUCAACGGCGCCGCGGGAACGAGCUCCGAUCACCCCUCCUUCUACUAUCCCCAGGACAGCCUCAGUCCCACGGACGUGAUGAACUUCUCGCCGGAUAACUCGGGCUCCAUGGGUGGCUACGCCAGUCCCCGGCACCACGCCGACGAGGAUUGAACCGUAGCUCCGGGUCAGCCAGCGAAUAUCUGGCAACCCGGAGCAACCCGUCUCGGAGGCCACGAUCUCUACUGGUAAAGAAGACCGGACGAGCGGUUUUCCUCUACCCGCCAGCUCAAGCAGACAAGCUUUCUUCUCUGCUCCUUCAGAGCCUUCUCUUUUACUCUGUGUCUCUGUUAGUCUGUUGUUUCUGCAGUGCGCCGUCUCAAGCCGGCGCGCCCGACAGUUCUUUCUCUUUGGUUGUGAUGUUAUAUUACGUAGACGGAGAAGCCGCAUUAUAUAUCUCUGACAGUGCCAUCGAGCGGGCUGCGAGAUACGCCCAGCCGUAGACGCGCAAGAGUCGAGAUUCCCAGAGAAGAAAAGACGAUUAUAACGAUAUACAGACUUUUCCAAAAGAGACAGCCAGUUUUUGCGUAAACGGUGGUGGAACGUCAGAACUCUACGUGGCCGAAAGUGUUGAUUUUCGAAAAGUCGCACGAUCGUCGGGGAGAUUCGUUGCGAUGAAUAAAGUCGUUUAGGGAGAAAAAUCAAACAAGGGCAUCUCGGGAGUCGGAAGCCGACGAAACAAGUGAAGGGCAUCAAUGCAAGGGAGCGACUCGUAUUUCUACGAUUGCGUAUAGCGAAAAUAAUACGUAGAGUUAGCGUGCGUGAGAAACUUCACGAGAGGCGGCCCGAGUGCGGGAAACGGGUCGACCUUUAAAUGAUAAUCAAAAGUGCAACCAAGAAGAAACGUAAAUGUGAUAAGAGGUUUUUUCGCCGUUACACACAUAUUGUACGUACGUAGCAAAGGAAAGGAUGAACAUGGGCUGUAGGAAACGGAAAAGCAAGGGGCCUACGCUUCGGAACUUGAGGAUCACCUCCUCGUGGGAAACGAAAAGAAUAUGUGCGACUGCGCUCUAAGAACUUAACGGAUCUUCGCCUCGAGAGCGGGAUUCGGACCCUCGAUGAGUGGCGCGUUCUCCAAAGGAAAUCCCAGUGGAAAUUUUUGAAAAUGCAAAAAGAAAAUUCUCAGACUUUUCGCGUGAGCAAAAGAAAAUAAACAAAAAGUAAUAAUAAUAAUACUAAUAAUAACAUUUUCCAUAUGUUUCGAACAAUUGCACAAAACUUUCUCCGUCGAGAAGGCAAAUCUUGUUCCUAAUACCUAUUUAGUGUGUCUAAAAGAGCGGCACGAGGCCAGAAAAAGUCAGUCGACUUGAAAAUGGUAUGAAGGUGCUGGCCGCGUAUCGUUUCGAAGCGUCGCAUACAUUAUAUACGUAAUAUAUCGUAAACAUAUAUAUACAUGUACACGUAUGCAAAUUCGCAUCGCCACUACACAGCACCUGAACAGUUUGUCUAUGUAAUCAAAGCGCACCCUGCCUGGUUUCACUUUCGGAAACGCGAAUUAGAACGCGGUCCCGCAUUCUUUUUCUACACGCGAUUCAUUUCAUCAUAUCUAGCUAAAAAUAAUUGUACGAAAAAAAAGUUAGUUAUUGUGUAGAUACUUUCGGCGAUAGAGAGAUAUAAAUGAUGACCCGAAGCAAGUGAAACGACGUCGGUGGUGUUUCGACUUUUACACGUUAGAUUACUAGUAAUCCGAGGUUCGAAAGAGUGCGGAAGAAGGGAAAAACAAGGGGAUUCUGAACAAAGAGCAACCACGACGAUUCCAUGCGUAUUAAAAUGCGCUUUAGUACUUAGAUAAACAAAUUUUCGAUAGUAAUUUAUUAAGCCCUUGGACAUUAAAAAUGCGCGAAUUGAGCAAAGAAUCGAGGACGAGAGAAAAAUGAAAGGAAUGAGACGAAAAAUAUUGUUGCGUAUUCGUACGGUUGAUCUGUUGAGUCGGUGUUACUUGUUUAAUUAUUUAAAGUUUUACUUUUUACAUUUAGAACAUAUAGUAGUUUUAAAAAUUGUCUCUGUUAAUAACGGCGUGAUGUUUGAACGCAAGAAAAUGUUUAGGGGUUUUAUGUGAUAUUUUUAUCAUAAAUACUUAUGUGCCAAAUAGCGUUUUUUCUUGCGUUAUUGGGACUAGUCGAAAAGGCAAGUAUUUCACUUUCAAAGCAUCGAUUUUCAAUUGGCUUUUUAUUGUUUUUUCGUUGUUUGCAACAAGCAGCGUAUGCGAAGUACAUUUGAAAUGGAGAUGGAAAGUAGAAUAAAAAGCUCUCAGCCUUCAUUUUUCUCGCUCUCGAACCUUCACUCGCUCGAUUUAUCACUUCGCAUCUCCCUUAACUUAUGUGCAAUCUGUGCAAUUUUAGGAUAAAGAAGGUACCUAAUAUAAUUUUUACAAAGAGAGCCAGUAUCUUCGAUGAGAAAAACAGUUGAUAAAAGAGAGAAAGCCUGCCACGGUGUAGUCCGUGCGUAGUGCGAGGUGUUGCUUAUACCGACGACGAGUGAAAAGUCGAAAAAUCGUAAGAAAAUGAAUUGAGAGGAUUAGUAAAACAAAGCAAAUAACGCCACUAGCGCUGGGUGGCAGGCGGGAUAGCUUAAAUGUUGAUAAUAAUUUAUUUUAUGUAUAUAAUGGAUUUGUACAAUGGGCCGCGACCGAGGCCCGGCACGACUCGACAUUAUUAAUGCUGAUGCGAGAGGUGAAGAAAAAAAAUGACGGCGCCGACGUGGCAAGUGCGUCUAUAUUACUACGAUAUAAUUAUUGUACAGUGUAACUAUAUUACUUGUGAUGUACCUAUACGUAGCUGUAUGUGUAAAAUUAUUCGAGAAGCAAACCUUAUAGACUAUAUAAAUAUAUAUAAAUAUAUUAUAUGAAAUACCGUUACUCAUUGUACGACAACAAAUCUUAUUGCUUAUAUCGUCAUUAUUAUUGGCUCUCAUAAAUAAUUAUUGCUAUUCUUUAUUAUUAUAUUAUUAUGAAAUUAUUAUUUUAUUAUUAUCAUUAUUAUGCCGAUUAUCGUCAUUAUCGAUACCAUUUUAUUAUCAUUUUUAAGCGUUUAGAAAUUAACUUUUCAUUGUCCCUAGCGAUAGAAAACGGUUGUACGUGCCAGUUUUGUUCUGAACGACGCAUUCGAAUAAUUGCCGCUCGAAUUUCCGACGCUCGAUCGCCUUUGCGUUUUUUUCUGUUUUGUUUUUUUUUUUUAUAAUCAAAUAAAACUAUUGGGUGUCGUUCGAUUUAUGUACUGGAUGUAAUUUUUAAGUUUUAUAUUUUAGUCUUUUAAUUGCAGAAAUUAUGUUUGUUAUGAAACCGGUCUCUGAAAUGCAUUCAGCAUUUGCGAGUUUGAAUUGAAACUCUAGAAAUUUUUCUAUUGAAUCUCUGUACACAUUUAAUUUAGUUAAUUACACGAAAAAAAAAUUUCUUCAAUAAGUACUUCUUUAGCGUUAAUAAAAAUUGAUGCAUUACUCGGAUGAGGAUGUUUUUAAAUAUUUUAUAGUUCGUAAUGACUUUUUUAUGAAAAAUUUGUUGACUUUUUUUUAUAGAUCAAUCAAUAGCUUUAAAUAUAUUACUUAAACUCAAUUGCGGCUUUAAACUGACAUUCUGACAUUCACUCCAAUCAAUUUGUAAACAUUAUCCGACGCCUAAUAGUUUUGGUUUACUUAAAGCUAAUAGACGACAUAUAUAAUAAUAAAACUAUAUAUAUAACACACAGCUUUCAAAAUUUAACACUUUUGGCCAGAUUAUCUAUCGCCAGUCGUAACUUCCAAAGAUCAGUCCUGUCGCAAGGGUAUUAUUAAAAUAAUAAUUGUUAACGAGAAUUUUACUGUAUUUUUAUUUAUGACGACAAAAAUAAUUGUAUGUAGAAGUACAGCUCUGUAUAUUGGUUUUUACAAAUUAAAAAUGUUUUCUGUAUAGCUUUUCUUUAUUUUUUGUUUGUAUCCUAUACGCGAUUACGAAGGCUCAUUUCUAGCAGUAAAUUUGCGUAGAAACUCGAACUUUUGCAUACACAUAUUUUUGGCGUCAACUUUGGCGCUAAUGUAAGAAGGUGAAAGGAAGUAAUCAAGGAGCGAAGGGCCUGCCAAUUCCGCAUUUUUUUAUCAGUUUUCUUCUGUAAUUUUUCCCGAUGUGCCAUAUACGUAACUCUUAUUUUUUUUUUAAACAUUGACGACGUCGUCGAUCUGCAAACUUUUAACAAGGGAAAGAGAUACUAAUAGGCAUAAAAUCACUCUCAAUGUGCCAACGAUGUAGCGAAACGUAUGCGCUCAUCCAUACUCGAUUCAAAAACAAGUUUUGAAGCCGCUUGUUCACUUUUUUCAUGGCACGUCCGUUGUUUUAUUGUUUUUGUAAACGCUUCGAAGAAGCGGAUGAAGAAAAUUUAUAAUUCUGCUCUCGCCGUAGUCAGUCAGCUCUUGAAAGUUAAAAAUCGACAGAGAACGGCUACUUUGUUUUUGAACUCAAAGCAGUAUAAAAGAGAAUACUAUAUAGUAAACAAAAAAACAUUGUAAAGUUCACGCUAUUAAUAUCUCCGUAACGAUACGCCUAAUGCAUUAUUUAAAGAAUAAAAAAGAGAAAUGAAUACGAAAAUACACAUAUACAAAGGCGAACUAACACGCAGUUUUCUCAAAUAUUCCAAGCAUUUCACUACUUCAUUUACAUGUACGUUGUUGUUAAUGAAUAUAAAGAAGAAAAAAAAAUAAAAAAAAAGUAUGAUAAAGUAUAACGCUUUACCGAAAAAUUCAAACCUAGUUUCUAAGUAAUAAACAAGUUACUCCUAGGGACAUGUGCGUAUGAAGGAAGAGAAUUAAAAAAUAAAUGAAAAACGUGUAAAUAGUUGUGCAAAACUACGAAUGAAUGGCGCACGAAGAGCUGUAGAGUAUAACGUAUAACUUUUGGAGCGGCAAAAUCAUUGACAUUCUUAUGGGCACCUUAACACUCGUCCCGCGUUAUAUUUUUUUAUUUUAGUAGUUAAGUUAGUCUUGCGUUGUGUACCGAGCGAGGGAGAAAGAAACAUACAAAAUUUAAACGAAACGAAGAUAAACCAAUCGCGAUACGAGAGGUUUUCUCGAUGAAAUGGUGCUGCUGUCUUGGCUUCACAAGCUCAACGCGUGUUUGAGAUUAUACUUUUAGUUUUAUUAUAAAAAAAAAAAAACGGUGGAAUGUUGCAUGUUAAGUGGGUCUUUGUUCUUUUAACUCGUGAACGGGAAGUGUUAAGGUGAACUGCAUAAAAUACAGACAAACGGACUAUGUAAUAAGUAUAUGCAACGGAAAAGCCACCGCUAGGAAUCACUCGUCCACUUUUAAAUUCCUCAUCUCAGAGUAUACACCCGUGACAUUCGCACGUCACUUGCACAUACAUACACGCACGGUUCGAAAUGACAUUUAUAUAUGCCGAGUAAGUUGUCGCAAUCAACACGUGCAUAUAUCAAAUCGAGACAGUACACGCGCGCGAAAGUUGGCUGUGAAGAAAAAAGAUUCUAUUGAUUUUGCAAUUGUAAUUUUGAAGAGUUUACGAAUACGAAAAUGAUGUGAAACAAUAUGCUGCAUGGAUUGACGAGACAUAUGUACGCGAGCGAAGCGCAGUUUCGAAACCAUUUAAUCUAACUUUCCCUCAAAUUCAUGUACUAAAAAAAUAGAAAAGAGAACACUUUAUGAUCCUGGAUGUGACUUUUCCCCGAGGAUAGUGACAUCGACAAAAUGUACUAUAUCGCAUAGAGAACAGCACUAUUAUAAACAUAGAUAUAUCAUUAUAUUUAUUAUAUAAUAAUUUAAAAGUUAGGUACUCUUUGUUGUUUGUAUUUUACAAGCGUAUUCAUUAUUACAUAUAAAUAAAUAUCUAUAUAAAUCAA
Molecule: messenger RNA, 8880 nt
Organism: Nasonia vitripennis (jewel wasp)
Lineage: Eukaryota; Metazoa; Arthropoda; Insecta; Hymenoptera; Pteromalidae
Gene: Sox102F
Product: transcription factor SOX-5
Exons: 9
Coding region: 457-3177 (906 amino acids)
Biological process (GO): regulation of transcription by RNA polymerase II; cell fate commitment
Cellular component (GO): nucleus
Molecular function (GO): DNA-binding transcription factor activity, RNA polymerase II-specific; RNA polymerase II cis-regulatory region sequence-specific DNA binding
Source: RefSeq, a predicted model, not a curated record